AUGAUGGCACGGAGUGAGGAAAAGACCAGCAAAGCCAUCGACAGCAUCAAGUCGGCCGUCCCAAGCUCAAAGGGUGAGCUCAUCUUCUUGAAGCUUGAUCUCUCCGACAUCCCCAGUGCCAAGGCUGCCGCCGAGGAAUUUCGACGCCGAGAGCAGAAUCUCCAUCUGCUUUUCAAUAAUGCUGGCGUCGGAUAUCCAGAAAAGGGUAGUAAAUCGAAACAGGGCUACGAGCUCCAGUUGGGCGUCAACUGUCUUGGAACUUUUACCUUUACAAAAGCCCUAACACCUGCCCUUAUUUCAGCCGCCAAAACUGCGCCAGCCAAUUCUGUUCGUGUUCUCUGGGUUUCUUCUUCAGCGGCUGAGGCUGUUUCGACCAAAAAUUACGUUGAAAACCUGUCUCAUGUGGAAAAGAUGGGAGCUUUUGAGCAGUACUGUGUCAGCAAGCUGGGAAAUUACUGGCACGCGGCUGAGUUUGCUGCCCGUUACAAGGACGAUGGAAUAGUUUCCAUUCCGUUGAACCCCGGAAAUCUUGAUUCAGAUUUUUGGCGCACUCAAGGUGCCCUAAUGACAUGCAUUUUGAGAAGGACACUUUUGUAUCCUCCUCUUUAUGGUGCUUAUACAAAUCUUUUUGCGGCUUUCUCUCCUCAAAUUACCAUUGAAAAAUCAGGCACUUUUGUUGCGCCGUGGGGCAAAUUCUGGAACGUCUCCAGGGAGAUGAUUGACGGCACCAGACCAGAGUCUCAAGGAGGUACCGGUAUUGCGGCCAGCUUUUGGGGAUGGACCGAGGCUCAGAUUGAGCGCUAUACCAGCUGA
Messenger RNA from Trichoderma gamsii, 813 nucleotides. RefSeq lists its product as hypothetical. Lineage: Eukaryota; Fungi; Ascomycota; Sordariomycetes; Hypocreales; Hypocreaceae. The coding region runs from base 1 to 813 and encodes 270 amino acids. The record is from RefSeq and is a predicted model, not a curated record. The transcript is spliced from 2 exons.